Messenger RNA from Telopea speciosissima, 1452 nucleotides. RefSeq lists its product as uncharacterized. Lineage: Eukaryota; Viridiplantae; Streptophyta; Magnoliopsida; Proteales; Proteaceae. The record is from RefSeq and is a predicted model, not a curated record. The coding region runs from base 279 to 1115 and encodes 278 amino acids. The transcript is spliced from 7 exons.
GAGAGAGAGAGAGAUUCAUGCUUCAGGCCUUCAGGGGGAGGUUGGGGAAGAGAGAGUGAGAGAGAGAAAAGGUUAAUUGAUGGCUAUUUUUUGAAAUAAUAUUUCCCCCACAAACCAGAAUCCCUGUUGCGGAACACCGAGCAUAGGCGCAAAAUCCGUGGCAGAAAGCGAAAUAGAGGGCGUAUGCUGCUCUUUUUAUCGUUCUGAUUUCAAGCAAAUCCGUUCGUUCCUCUUGUAUUUGUUCUAUUGGAUUUUUUGGGGGUGAUUUUGAAGGAGAUAUGCAAGUACCCAGAUGGAGAAACAUCUUGGCUCUCAGGAAUUCCUUUUCGCAAACUUGUCAUUCCGCUUCGUUUCAUUCCACUCCUGCAUCUCUCGAGAAGUGGAAGAAUAAAUGGAACUGGGCUGGAGGAAGAGGACAACAACCAUCUAAGAAUUAUAUCAAGUAUGCAACACGUCAAAAGCGUGCUGAUACGAAGAGAGCACUGAAAGAUCUUCUCUUCCAGAGUGGGUCUUCCAAACUGUCAUUUGAGGAUGAAUUGGGAGCCAUCAAAUCAAGCAGCUGGGAGACUGAAGAAAUAGAUGACUCGCAUGGUUAUGGCAAACAGCCUGAAUCAAAGAAAUCUUAUGCCAAAGCUAAUUCUCACCGUUCACAGGCUGGAAAAGGCAAUAGAAACAAGCGUAAACUGAGAAGGGAUAGCUUCUUUGAUGAGUUAAAUGAGCAUCCAGAGACAGUUUUUCAGGCAACAUUUGGGAGCAGAUGUUUUACCUGGUCUUUUAGGUCAUGGGAAGAAUCCCAUUUCCGGAGUUCAACAACAGGAUUUGAGUGGAGAGACCGUUCAAACGGGACAAACAAAAGGAGGGAAGAACAAGAGACUACUAGUGAAACUGACGAUGAUAAUGAGUCUUUUGUCGUUGGUUCAUAUGCUGAAAGAACAAUACUUGGGCUGCCACCUACAGGCCCUUUAAAGAUUGAAGAUGUCAAAAGCGCCUUCCAUGCUUCAGCUUUAAAGUGGCAUCCUGAUAAGCAUCAAGGCCCUUUGCAGGCAAAAGCAGAAGAAAAAUUCAAACUUUGUCUUGAUGCAUACAAAUCCUUGUGUAAUGCACUUGCAGCUUAAAUGGCAGAGACCAACUCCUCGCUAGGUUUCCCUUACAGUUGAACUUCUUUGCUGAGAGGGAACCAACUAACAAUUAGGUUUCCUUCACAAUGGAGCUUCUUUACUGAGAAGUGGUGGAUGAUUCUUUUGUUUUUUUCCAUAAAUUAUUUCCAUUCUCUUUGGAAUGUAACAGGGCCUUGUAUUUAUUUAUCCAGCAGGCCCUUCUGUUCUGGGCCUAAUAUUGGUAGGCAAUAACUGGUGUCAACCCCAAGCUUAAUUAAAUUUUAGAUUGUUUUUGUAUGAAAAAAUCCAUACCUUGUAAGUCUCUUACAGUAAAAUAAAAAUGUGGGUUAUGUUA